This is a messenger RNA of Panicum virgatum (switchgrass), 1385 nucleotides long. RefSeq names its product 5-pentadecatrienyl resorcinol O-methyltransferase-like. Lineage: Eukaryota; Viridiplantae; Streptophyta; Magnoliopsida; Poales; Poaceae. Gene Ontology annotation, molecular function: protein dimerization activity; S-adenosylmethionine-dependent methyltransferase activity; O-methyltransferase activity. The coding region runs from base 48 to 1148 and encodes 366 amino acids. The record is from RefSeq and is a predicted model, not a curated record. The transcript is spliced from 2 exons. Gene Ontology annotation, biological process: methylation.
AUACGGUUUUCCCCUCCGCUAGUCAUCCACCCACAGCACAAAAUACAAUGGCGAUCAGCGAGGAGAGCAAGGCCUUGCUCCAAGCCCAGGUCGAGCUCUGGAACCAGACCUUCAGCUUCAUGAAGUCGGUGGCGCUUGCGGUUGCCUUGGACCUCCGAAUCACCGACGCCAUCCGCCACCACGGCGGCGCCGCCACCCUCCCCCAGAUACUCGCUGGGAUUGGCAUCAGCCCAUGUAAGCUUGCUGGCCUCCGUCGCCUCAUGCGCGUUCUCACCGUCGCGGGAACCUUCACCGUCCAGCCACCGGAAACCUCGUCAGGCGGGCACGACGAGCCUAUCUACAAGCUGACGACGGUCUCCCGCCUCCUCACGACGAGCGACGACGGCGACGAGACCUCGGCGAGCUGCUUGUCCCCUAUGCUGAGCCACGUGCUCAACCCUUUCCAUGACUCGGAGCUCAGCAUGGGCCUCGCCGCAUGGUUCCGGCACGAUGAGCCCGGCAAGUGCCAGUACACCCUGAUGCACGGCGCGACCCUGUGGGAGAUGUGUGGGAGCAGCGACGCGGUGAACGCGUCCAUCAACAACGCCAUGGCCGGGGACAGCCGCUUCCUGAUGCGGAUCGUCUUGGAGGAGUACGGUGAGACCAUCUUCCGGGGGGUCGACUCGCUGGUCGACGUCGCUGGCGGGGUCGGCGGAUCCACCGCCACCAUCGCGGCCGCGUUUCCAUCUUUGAAGUGCACGGUGCUGGAUCUCCCUCACGUUGUCGCCAAGGCUCCAUCUGUCAGCAACGUGCAGUUUGUCGCGGGCGACAUGUUUGAGAGCAUUCCACCCGCUAAUGCUAUCUUCCUAAAGUACGUCCUGCAUGACUGGGAUGAUGACAAGUGCAUCAAGUUAUUGAAGAAUUGCAAGCAAGCUAUCCCUUCAAGAGACGCAGGCGGAAAGGUAAUAAUCAUUGAUAUCGUGGUUGGAUCUAGCCUGUCAGAUGUUAAGCUUCUAGAGACGCAAGUCUUGUGUGAUCUUGAUAUCAUGAAAAUUGGUGGGGUCGAACGAGACGAGCAGGAGUGGAAGAAGAUAAUCCUUGCAGCUGGAUUCAAGGACUACAAUAUUAUGCCGCUUGGUCUCCGGUCGAUUAUUGAGCUCUAUCCAUGAAUGUUGCUCACUGAACACGUGAUCUGCUAGAUAAAUAAAAGCAUAUGUCAUGUGAGCGUACUAGUUACUUUCUGCUGUUGGACUACUAUAGAUUUAGUUUCAGAUUUCAAAUUCAGUCGGUCUGAAUAAUCUAUUCAGACAAAUUGUGAAGCCUAUCAUUUCCCGCUAAGGAGCAUGAAAGAUCUUUGGAGUCACUAUAUAUUGAGUAAUAAAGAUUUUAAUUUAUUUUGGAAUGUA